CUCAGCGGACGGUCAGCUCCUGUGGCUGUUCCUGAGGCUGCCCCAGGUGUCCUGGCUGGGGGACUGAGCCCACCGCAGACAGAGCCUCCUGCCCACCUCCCUCCCACCACACCUGGCUGCACCAGGUAGGGCCCGGCCAGUGCAAGAGGAGCCAGAAAUGAACCUCAAGCAGAGGUUUGGAGUCCAAAAUUGCAGACCAGAAGGGACACAGCGGAACGAAAGGACCCAGCCCGCUAAGGAAGGAGACCCCGCCCUGCCACCAGCCUGCUCCCUUGAUGUCAUGGCACCCCCAGUACCGGAGCUCCAAGUUCCGCCACGUCUUUGGCAAACCAGCCAGCAAAGAGAACUGCUACGACUCGGUGCCCAUCACCCGCAGCGUUCACGACAACCACUUCUGUGCUGUGAACCCCCACUUCAUCGCAGUUGUCACUGAGUGUGCUGGCGGGGGGGCCUUCCUCGUCAUCCCCCUACACCAGACAGGAAAGUUGGACCCCCACUACCCGAAGGUCUGUGGGCACCGCGGCAACGUCUUAGACAUCAAGUGGAACCCUUUUGAUGACUUUGAGAUCGCCUCCUGCUCAGAAGACACCACGAUUAAGAUCUGGGACAUCCCCAAGCAGCUGCUGACAAGGAACUUCACAACCUACAAGAAGGAGCUGGUGGGCCACUCGCGCAGGGUGGGCCUGGUGGAGUGGCACCCCACGGCCGCCAACAUCCUCUUCAGCUCUGGCUACGACUACAAGGUGAUGGUCUGGAACCUGGAUACCAAGGAGUCUGUCAUCGUAAACCCUGUGAGGACAAUUACCUGUCACCAAGAUGUGAUCCUCUCCAUGUCCUUCAACACCAACGGCAGCCUGCUGGCUACUGCCUGUAAAGACCGCAAGAUUCGGAUUCUUGACCCCCGUCUAGGAACUAUCCUCCAGGAAGCCAGCUACAAGGGGCACCGGGCCAACAAGGUGCUGUUCCUGGGGAACAUGAAGAAGCUGCUGUCCACGGGCACAUCUCGGUGGAACAACCGGCAGAUGGCCCUGUGGGACCAGGACAACCUCUCUGUGCCUCUCACAGAGGAGGACCUGGACGGCUCCUCAGGUGUGCUGUUUCCCUUCUACGACGUGGACACCAACAUGCUCUACAUAGUGGGGAAGGGAGACGGCAACAUCCGCUACUAUGAGGUGAGCGCCGAGAAGCCCCACCUGAACUACCUGACGGAGUACCGCUCCUACAACCCGCAGAAGGGCAUUGGUACCAUGCCAAAGAGAGGUCUCGAAGUGUCCUCCUGCGAGAUCUUCCGCUUCUACAAGCUGAUCACAACCAAAAGCCUCAUUGAGCCCAUAUCCAUGAUUGUACCCAGGCGGUCGGAAUCCUACCAGGAGGACAUCUACCCGCCCACAGCAGGGGCCCAGCCCUCCCUGACUGCCCGGGAGUGGCUCAGCGGGAUGAACAGAGAGCCAAUCCUGGUGUCCCUGAGGCCCGGCUCCCAGCCGCUGAGCCCCCGACCACUGCCUCCAGAGAAGCCCCUCUCCACCCCCACGGCCCGGACCUCACCCCAGCUCUUGGACCACACUGCAAAGCUGUCUGCAGAGGACGGCCAGAGGCCCGUCUCCCAGCCGGAGGGGAAGGCGCCAAGGUGGGCUGUGGAACACAGGCCCGAGGAGAAGAAGUCCUGGCUCACAAAUGGCUUUGAUAUUUUCGAAUGUCCCCCACCAAAGACAGAGAACGAGCUGCUGCAGAUGUUCUAUCGGCAACAGGAGGAGAUCCGAAGGCUCCGCGAGCUGGUGACCCAGCGGGAAGUCCAAGCCAAGCAGCUGGAACUAGAGAUCAAAAACUUGCGCAUGAGCUCAGCGUAGUUCUGAGCAGAGGCCUCUGCCAUCCUGGCCCUCAGGGACGCCACUUGGCUCUGUGGGGAGGUCCAGAACCAAACCACAAGUCCCCCAAGAACAACCACUAUUUCUAUAUUUUUUACCAGAAAACAAAACUCUCAGUCACUGAAGGAGAUUCCAGUA
Ictidomys tridecemlineatus (thirteen-lined ground squirrel) is the source of this 2003-nucleotide messenger RNA. Lineage: Eukaryota; Metazoa; Chordata; Mammalia; Rodentia; Sciuridae. The record is from RefSeq and is a predicted model, not a curated record.